This is a messenger RNA of Cannabis sativa, 972 nucleotides long. RefSeq names its product large ribosomal subunit protein bL9c. Bases 114 to 701 code for a protein of 195 amino acids. The transcript is spliced from 6 exons. NCBI's taxonomy places the organism in Eukaryota, Viridiplantae, Streptophyta, Magnoliopsida, Rosales, Cannabaceae. Gene Ontology annotation, molecular function: structural constituent of ribosome. The record is from RefSeq and is a predicted model, not a curated record. Gene Ontology annotation, cellular component: ribosome; mitochondrion. Gene Ontology annotation, biological process: translation.
CUUUUGGUGAAAUCACUCACUCGCCCAAAACACAACAGAUAAGAAUUAAGAUUAAACAGAGAGAGAGAGAGAGAGAGAGAGAGAGAGCUUGAGAGCUUGUGAAGCAACCAACAAUGGCAUCAACGACUCUGUCAUGGAGUUCCUCAACUUGGGUACAGAGCUUCAGUACUGGAAAAGUGUUUAAGGAGCCCACAAAGUUGUCAGAUAAAAGAGCUACCUUUCUCAUUUUGGCUCAAAAGAAAGCUAAGAAGACUCGAGCGAUAAUUUUGAAGGAGGAUGUAUCUGAGUUGGGGAAGAAAGGUCAACUACUUAAUGUCAAGGCUGGUUUUUACAGGAAUUAUCUUCUUCCCACUGGGAAAGCUCAGAUUGUUACUCCUGACUUGGUCAAGGAAAUGAAGAUGGAAGAGGAAAGAAUCGAAGCUGAGAAAAAGCGGGUAAAAGAAGAGGCAGAGCAGUUGGCGCUUAUUUUCGAAACUGUUGGAGCUUUCAAGGUGAAGCGCAAAGGUGGAAAAGGAAAGCAAAUAUUCGGAACUGUUACUGCUCAAGAUCUUGUGGAUAUCAUCAAAGCUCAACUUCAAAGGGACGUGGACAAGCGACUCGUUGCUCUUCCAGAGAUUCGGGAAACAGGAGAGUACGUUGCAGAAUUGAAGCUUCAUCCCGAAGUCACUGCUCGAGUGAGGGUGACUGUUUUCGCAAACUAAAAGGAUUUGUAGGGGGGGGGGGGGGGAGAGGAUUUGUUUGACUCGGGUUGAUCUAAAAGUAGAUGGACAUAUCUUAAUGAAGAUGCUUGACAAUUGAGAUUGCUGGUGUUUCACAAUUUGUUUUGUACACAAAUUUUCUUUAAUCUUUUUUCAUGUUAAAGUUAGUAAUAUGAGUAGUUUAUCAUGUUAAAAGUUGUGAUUUUGUGGAAAGAUUCAAGUGCUUUUACAUCAAGAUUAUAUACAGAUCAAGUAUGUGAUUUGUUCUUAUAAA